Messenger RNA from Xenopus laevis (African clawed frog), 1970 nucleotides. It is a transcript of the gene b9d2.L, whose product is annotated as B9 protein domain containing 2 L homeolog. The record is from RefSeq and is marked provisional. Gene Ontology annotation, cellular component: cilium; axoneme; MKS complex. NCBI's taxonomy places the organism in Eukaryota, Metazoa, Chordata, Amphibia, Anura, Pipidae. Gene Ontology annotation, biological process: cilium assembly.
UCCAAAUAAGUGCAGCACAACCGGCUGCUCUUAAGAUAAAAAAUAAACUAAAGAAACAUAUAGGUAAUGGCAGAGGUCCACAUCAUAGGGCAGAUCAUUGGAGCUAGUGGCUUCCCCCAACACAGCUUGUUUUGCAAAUGGGGACUACACACGGGUGGGGCCUGGAAGCUACUUUCUGGGGUUGUGGAAGGCCAGACACAAGUAGAUCACCCGCAAAAUGAUGACAUGGCAUUCUGGUCUCACCCUAUCGACAUGCACUUUGCUACUAAAGGAUUACAAGGUUGGCCAAAACUUCACCUUCAAGUCUGGCAUCAGGACACAUUUGGUCGGAAUGAGCUUUAUGGUUACAGCUUCCUCCACAUUCCUUCCACCCCUGGCACUCACACAUUGCUUAGCCCAACCUGGCGACCUCUGGGAACGUGGCAGGAGCAAAUAUGUCAGAUGUUUGUUGGCGGUGGUCCACAACUUAAGUCAGCCAGCUUGAUUUAUGGAGGGUCUGAUCGCUACCGUCUGCAAACAGUGGCCAUGGGGCAAGUACAUCUCGAAUUAACAGUCAUACUCAGGAACUUUGAACGAUAUGGGGUGGAGUCUUCUUGAAAUCUGCAGAGUGCUGGUUUUCGAAAUGAAAUAAUGAUUAUUAUUGAUGCCAAGGACAUAAGCACUGAAAUAAUUAGCAAGACUUUAUUUUAUGUAAUUACUUGUGAGCAACUUAGCCAUUGUUGUAAAAUUCCUCUCCGCAUUCAAUGACACCCUUUUCUCUCUUGUUUCUCACUAAAAUUGAUGUUUAACAAUGUUUCAUAAUACUUCACCCACUAAGCAGUGUACAGGUAUGUUUAUAUUAAGUAAUUUGGGUCUUUUUGUUUUUAAAUAAUUUUCAGAUUUUCUUAGCAGUUAUCUUGAAUCAGUUAAUAGAGGAAAUGUAAUUCCAGUGGCUCUGCUGUCAGCUGUGCUAUAUAUACACAUGCAAAUAACUUUGCCCUGUUUGACUCAGGUUGGUUAUCUGACAAAUUUUAAAAUGUGUCUGUUCUUUCCAAAUGGUUUUUACUGCAAAUAUUUUUUUAGAUAAAAUUAUAUUUUAUGAAAAGGAAACAGUGCGCGAGUAUUCUUUGCUGCGAUAAAAAAUACUGUGCAAUGUGUUAGCGACACGAAUGUAUUGAACAUAACUAAAAUGAUGCUAUGAAUUUUAAUAGCACAAUUAACUGGGAAAAACAUUUUAAUCAAAAUGGAAAAUCAUCUAUACCUGAGGUUGCGGUAUCAAGGACCUUAAGUAAACAAGUAAGUAAAUCAGCAGAUUUGGUGUAAGUUACUAAACCAUCUUUGAUAAAAAAAAAAAAACUGUCUUCCUCUGUUCUUCAUCUUGUGAUCAUAUAUAACUACUUUGUUUUUUUAAUUCUAUGCCCAAAUGUAUGGGUUAGCAAAAAACGUGAUACCUGGGAUUCUCCAGUGCAGUUUCUCUGGCAGAAAUUACUACAGGUUGGUCCAGUCUGCACCAGUUAAAGUUGUUAAAAGACAAAGCUUUUCAGAUUAUAUUAUGGUACAUGUUAUUAUGGCAGUGUCUAUGAAUUAAGUUGCAUUAUGACAAUGAAGGUUUCCUUCAUCCAAACCAAAUUAUUUUUCUGAGCAAACUUGGAAACAUUUCACCACGUAUCAGAAUGACUUUUCCAGUCCAACAGAGUCUGUCAGCAUCCCUGUUGCUUUCCUUACUGGUGUCACUUUAGCUGCAUGAUCAAUGGUGAUUUUUUCCACCAUUUUUCUGGUCCUCUGAAACCUAGGGGUUCUAAUGAAAUGAAGUUGCUUAUUUAUGAACUUUAUUGCCAUUUAUUCGUGUUACAUUUAUCGACACAGAUUUUGUUUCCAUUUUUAUUAUAUACACUGAUUGCAGUGCUACUUCCUAACCUGUAUUCUUUGCCAUUUUUGUUUGUUUUGUUUUCAUGUACCUUAUGUGUGUUAUUACACUUAAUUGCUCCAAA